AUGAGCGAAGCCAAAGCAGCAAUCUCGAUAUCACCGCUUCUCCUCCGGCUGGCGGACCCCACCACGACAUUGUACAGCGUCACUGCCCAGGAAGUUGCUCUUGCAGUAUCGCACAUUUUUGCAAACGCCAUCUCGCCUGUCCAAACAGGCUGUCUUCUCUAUGCACUUCACACAACCCAAUUGGAUCGUCGUCCGGAUAUCCUUGCAGCAUGCGCCAGUUCUAUGAGAUAUGCCGCUGCUCAAGUCGACCAUAACGCUCUCGCAAAAGCUGUGUCACAACGAGCUCGCAAAGAGGGUCAAUACCAUGGAGGUCUGGUAUGGUAUGCCCAAGCGAGUCUGCUUCCUCAGUCAGAUACUGACUCCUUCAUAGNNUGUGACAUAGUUGGUACCGGCGGUGACAGCCACAACACAUACAAUGUCAGCACAACCUCGAGUAUCCUUGCCUCGGCCCUGCUCAUGAUGGCCAAACACGGUAACAACGCUUCGACGUCAAAGUCGGGUUCCGCAGACCUCCUGCUCGCCGCAUCUCCCGCUCCCAUCAUCGCCGCGACCACUGAGAAGACACUCCCCGAAAUCUACUCCCGAACAAAUUACGCCUUCCUGUAUGCCCGCGAAUGGCAUCCUGGUAUGAAGCACGCCGCUGCUGUCCGUAAAGAGCUGCCUUUCCGUACAAUCUUCAACUUGCUUGGUCCUCUCGCCAAUCCCGUACAGAACAGCAACUUGAUCGAGGCCCGUAUUCUGGGUGUCGCAAAGCGCGAUAUGGGUCCCGUGUUCGCUGAGUCCAUGCGUUUGACUGGCGCAAAGAAGGCCUUGAUCGUUUGCGGUGCCGAAGACCUGGACGAACUGAGCUGCGCUGGACCUUCAUACUGCUGGAUACUCAAGCCCCACUCUGACGCCGGCAACGCUCAAGUCGACAUUGUACCUUUCACCGUCUCACCCGAGGACUUUGGCCUGAAGCCUGUGCCGCUCAGUCUUGUCGCUGGCGGUAAGUCACCUAAUGAGAACGCCGUGAUCCUCCAGAGCAUCCUUGAUGGAACCAUUGAUCCCGAAGACCCCGUCCUCACGUUCGUCCUGAUCAACACUGCUGCCCUCUUGGUUACCUCUGGAAUCUGCGAGGUCGACAGUAGCAACAUGGGUCCUGGUGAUGACGGCAAGGUGAUUACCGAGCGCGGCCCAGGUGGCUUGCGCUGGAAGGAGGGCGUCAGACGUGCUCGCUGGUGCAUCAGCAGCGGUGCCGCCAAAGAGCAAUGGAACGCCUUUGUUAAGGUGACUGGUGAGAUUGGCGGCGAGGCAUGA
This is a messenger RNA of Aureobasidium vineae, 1296 nucleotides long. The record is from the annotation of a GenBank genome assembly. Lineage: Eukaryota; Fungi; Ascomycota; Dothideomycetes; Dothideales; Saccotheciaceae.